AUGCAAUGGCUGGGGCUGCUGCCGGGCCUAGUUACUGGGAUUGCUCCGAUUGGGAUCCCUCUGGGACCUUCAGGCUCCCGCCCGGGAGCGCGCGGAUCUGCGGUGCAUUUUGCGUUCCCUUUGGUGCGCUGGAUCAGGCAAUACUGUGACCUGGCCAACUAUCCGGAUGCUGUGCCGGAGGAGGAGGAAGUGGAGUAUGUCCGGGGCAUGUCUCGGGCCUUGAAGAGCAUUGAGAAUGCAAGUGGCCACUUGCAUUGGAGGUUUGUGCGAACUGGCUGGCUGCUGGGCAGCAUCUCUGCAGAGCAUUUGGGCCCAGCGCUAUUGCGCUUCGUCUCGGCAGGCGUGAUAGGGGAGGUGGCCAUCUCGAUGUGGCAAGGGCUUUGCCUCCAGGCGUUGGCGCAGACGAGGGCCUUUUACACUGUGUGGCUCAACCUUCUGCAGGCCGUCGGCUUUCAGGACCAGCCGACGGAAUACGGCAAACGGAUGUGGGAGACUGGAAGUGCCAUGAGCACGUACUGGCUGCGGAAGGAGGCCACGCAGCCGACCUAUCUGCAGGAGCAGCAGCUGGCGAUUCUUUUCAGAUCCGUGGUGGCGAUCAACUCCGGUGCGGCGGCCUCUCCAUGCACCUGCCAGCUGUUCUACUACUCCUUGCUCCGUGAGUCCGUCACCUUCUGGGGUGUUUACUUCAAGCCGCGCACCACGGAGUUGGGGAGCUCAGGUGACGACGCCUGGAACGCCCAAAUGGACACUCUCGAUGAGAAGUUGAGCCCUUGUCAACUCAUGAAGGUUUCGCCGCUGUUUUUGGUGCCGUUUCAGGAGUUGGUGAUGCCAGAGGUGGACCAAGUAAUGGGCGACUUUGCCUGCUUGCCGAAGCGCAUUGUAACGGCGAUUGUGUGCGGCCAGUACUGGAUGCACAGGGGAGAGCCCAGCACAGCGAAAGAGUGCUUCAAUGCCGCAAGCCAAAUGUUAGUGAUGAGCAUGGACUGCUUCGACAAUGCUCUGCAGAGUUUCAUCUGUGAAGAGGUCCCCAACUCGAAGUGGCUGCAGUUCCAGGAGCUGUAUGCAUACAUGUCCCAAAUCGAUGGGGCAGUCCGACCUUUCCACGUGCCACGAGAUCUUAUUCCAAAGUCUGCUGCCAUGGUGAGCCGUGAACCACAACCACGAUCUUUGAGGAUCCCGGUGGAGCACAGCGUGAUGUCACUGCCUCCCCUAUGCUUGCAUGCCAACAACAGUGAGCUUCACUUGCGUGUCCAAGGCAUCCCUGAGGAGCAAAAGCUGUUCAUUUACGACUUCGCAGGGGCCUGGUCGCUGCACCGCGUUCACCUGCUUCGAUCUCUGGACUUUGAGUCGAUGAGCUACGCCGGGCACAAGGUGGUCUUCAUCGGAGCCGACGUUCCAGCCUGGACCAACUUGGGCCACGCGCUGGACCGCUUGGUGACGAUUGUGUUCGGAACCUACAGACACGCCUACCUGAGUGGAGGCAUGGCCAAAGUGCUGCAGCUCCGUGAGUCCUUGGAGGUCCAUGUCCGUUUUUCGGAGCAGGACUCCAGAGAUCUUGGAUUCGAGGUGAAUCAUUCUGCCAGCGUGUGGCAACCGUCGGUCAUGCUGCCUUUUCUCACACUUUUCUCCUCUCGUCCAAUCCGGCUGCUGCCGCAACUGCCAGCAGAUCGGGUCAAUGCUUCCGCCCUCCAAUCGCUGACACAGGUCGGCACUCGUGGCAACAGCUGCUAUGCUGGAGGCUUCUGGUGCUCUCGAAAUGGGCCCUUGACUGCGCCAGAAUUACGACUGUUCCGAGUAGUCCUCAUUGUCCGCCGCGGAUCCCUGGCACGCAGCCGGACUAUCGUGAACCUGGACGAUGCUUCGCACUGGGCUGAGACGAGCUUCGCAAACUCUGAAGUCCGGAUCGCAGUCGCGCAGAUGGAGCAGUUCUCCAUAGGUGAAGAGAUUGCGCUCGCAGAGUUGACGGACAUCUUCAUCGGGGCCUACGGAUCUGCGAUGUGGUGGCCAGUGUUCAUGGCUGCUGGCUCCUGUGUCAUGUGGCUGUACCCACCGAAUGUGCCGUUGGGCACGGGCUUCACGCAGAAGGCCCUCACAACUCGCUUGUGGUCAAAGCGAGCCACACUGGAGUAUUUGGACCUCGUCGACCUGAGGCAUGUUUAUGUUCCUGGUGGCGUGCCGCCACCCGGGACCCCUGGAAACUUCAGCCUUCCUUUACAAGAGGAACGAUCAGACCGGCUUGCGUUUCAGAGACUGGACAUCUUCCUGGAUCUGGCUGAGUUUGGCCUCGCAUUCAAGGAAGCGGUCUCCGAGCAGACGCAACGUUUGCACGUGCUUGCAGAGGCACGCAUCUCAACAUGA
Messenger RNA from Symbiodinium sp. CCMP2592, 2358 nucleotides. NCBI's taxonomy places the organism in Eukaryota, Dinophyceae, Suessiales, Symbiodiniaceae. The record is from the annotation of a GenBank genome assembly.